AUGCAAAUUGUUGAAUCAGGCGAAUCAGCGAUUGAAAAAUUAAAACUCGUAAGCGGACCAAUAGGAGAUGUUGUAAAAAAGAAAAUUCAUGCAGUUACAGAAAAAAAUCCAGGCUAUAUUUAUUUUAAAACAAUCAAUGACAUAAUGAGUGGCAGACACACUUCUAAAAAUUUGGAAUUAUCGCCUUCUGAUAUUAUGCGCUUCAAAUAUACUCCAAUUACAUCGGUUGAUGUGGAACGAUCAUUUAGCCGUUUUAAAAAUAUUUUGAGACCUAAUAGGCGACAUUUAACAUUCGAAAAUUUAAAAGAAAUUGUAAUAAUUCAAUGCAACAAAUCAUUUUGA
This is a messenger RNA of Macrosiphum euphorbiae (potato aphid), 342 nucleotides long. The record is from the annotation of a GenBank genome assembly. NCBI's taxonomy places the organism in Eukaryota, Metazoa, Arthropoda, Insecta, Hemiptera, Aphididae.